Messenger RNA from Rhipicephalus sanguineus (brown dog tick), 478 nucleotides. RefSeq lists its product as uncharacterized. The record is from RefSeq and is a predicted model, not a curated record. Lineage: Eukaryota; Metazoa; Arthropoda; Arachnida; Ixodida; Ixodidae. Bases 38 to 478 code for a protein of 146 amino acids. The transcript is spliced from 3 exons.
GCGAGCUUCCAGGCUGCUCAGUCGCGAUCCGGUCGCCAUGCGGGCGCGCGACGCAUCGAGCAUCGUGUGGGUCAGCAUGCUGUUCGCCUGCUUCGCCGCCGCUGCCGCCCCGUCAGUGCAGCUCGUAUGGCCAGCGGCCCAGCCUGAGGGGCGAGUCUUUUCAAGCUUGCUGAGGGUGUUCGAGGCGGCCGAGUGGGACAAAGUAUUCGUCAAAAUGGCACGCGUCGUCGUCAACUACUUCACCGACAUGGCCUUCAAGGUGUUGUUCGGCUCCACUGGCAGCCGACGAAGCAGCGGCGGUGACCCGUGUGUUACGCAGCUUGUCCGUGAGCGCCGCGACAUGGCACAGUACGUACUGGAGAGCCAGCAGCGGGUGAGCCAACUGCCCCCAGACUGCCAACGGCGCAUCGCCUGCAGGGUGGGACAACACUUGGGCAGUCUCAACAGCCUGCGCAUGCUGGCACCGAUGCUCAGGUAA